Messenger RNA from Podarcis lilfordi (Lilford's wall lizard), 21993 nucleotides. The record is from the annotation of a GenBank genome assembly. NCBI's taxonomy places the organism in Eukaryota, Metazoa, Chordata, Lepidosauria, Squamata, Lacertidae.
CUGGACGGGGCGGAGCCCGGCCGGGAAGGGAAAAACGGAAGGCGAGGAAGUGAUGCCAAGUCGAAUUUGGGAGCCAGAAGCGGCGCGGCGCGAACGCUGCGCUGGGGCGGCUGGCGGGGCGUCAUGGAAGUGCCGGCGGUGAACCUGAAGGUAGGCGCAGGAGAGGAAAGCGAGCGGGGUAGGAGGAGGCGCGAGGCGCGAUGGCGCAAGGGGCUUUUCCUUGGGAGAGGGGCUCGUGCGCAAAGGAGGGCGCAAGGCCUGGUACCUGGGUGCAGUUGGCAACUGAGUAGGAGGCAGGUGUGUCUGGGGGUGCAAGAGAAAGGACUGGGGGGCUGGGUGGGAGGCAGUGGGUGUGUCAAAGAUGGGCUGGUGUCCAGGUACGAGGCUGGGGGAUGCACUGCUUGCUUGCAUUUCUAUCCCACCUUUUGAGCCAUAGAGUGCAAGGUGGUUGGCAUGUCUUCUCAGUUCAUCCCCACAACAAGCCUGCGAGGUAGGCCUAGAAUCAUAGAAUUAUAGAGUUGGAAGAGACCACAAGGGCCAUCGAGUCCAACCCCCUGCCAAGCAGGAAACACCAUCAGAGCACUCCUGACAUAUGGUUGUCAAGCCUCUGCUUAAAGACCUCCAAAGAAGGAGACUCCACCACACUCCUUGGCAGCAGAUUCCACUGUCAAACAGCUCUUACUGUCAGGAAGUUCUUCCUAAUGUUUAGGUGGAAUCUUCUUUCUUGUAGUUUGGAUCCAUUGCUCCGUGUCCGCUUCUCUGGAGCAGCAGAAAACAACCUUUCUCCCUCCUCUCUGUGACAUCCUUUUAUAUAUUUGAACAUGGCUAUCAUAUCACCCCUUAACCUCCUCUUCUCCAGGCUAAACAUGCCCAGCUCCCUUAGCCGUUCCUCAUAAGGCAUCGUUUCCAGGCCUUUGACCAUUUUGGUUGCCCUGCUCUGGACACGUUCCAGUUUGUCAGUGUCCUUCUUGAACUGUGGUGCCCAGAACUGGACACAGUACUCCAGGUGAGGUCUGACCAGAGCAGAAUACAGUGGCACUAUUAUUUCCCUAGGUUGAGAGUAAGUGACUGGCUCAACGUCACCCAGUGAGCUUCAUGGCCAAGUUGUCAUUCGAACCCUGGACUGAGACCGACAUUCUAACUCCUGCACCACGCUGCCCCGCGGACCGGGCGUGUGUGCCCGGGAACACGGUUGGCAACGCUAGUGAGGAGAAACACCCGGGGCAACUUGUAUAUUUGGCAGCCUGGGAAGUUUCCUAGAGGAGUUGAUGCUUAGGACGCAUAUUCUUUGUUACGGGCAAUGGUUUGUAAAACACGCAUUGAACCUCUUUCUUCUAUUCCUUGUGAAAGAUAAGUAAGCGAGGAAUGGAUGGUGAAUUUCUGAGAGGGGGAGGGUGUGCCUGGGAUUGAGAGCAGGGAUCGUUCCCUGCUUUUCCAUUGCAUCCGGGUUUUGGGUACUGAAUGUCCAUCCAUGUGCAACGUUUGUGCACUGGCUCUCUAAACAUGCACUCCAUAAUAAUAAUAAUAAUAAUAAUAAUAAUCUAUUUGUACCCUGCCCAUGGUGGUGCUGUGGGUUAAACGACAGAGCCUAGGACUUGCCGACCAGAAGGUCGGCGGUUCAAAUCCCCGCGACGGGGUGAGCUCCCGUUGCUCGGUCCCUGCUCCUGCCAACCUAGCAGUUCAAAAGCACGUCAAAGUGCAAGUAGAUAAAUAGGUACCACUCCGGUGGGAAGGUAAACGGUGUUUCUGUGCACUGCUCUGGUUCACCAGAAGCGGCUUAGUCAUGCUGGCCACAUGACCCGGAAGCUGUACGCCGGCUCCCUCGGCCAAUAAAGCGAGAUGAGCGCCGCAACCCCAGAGUUGGUCACGACUGGACCUAACGGUCAGGGGUCCCUUUACCUUUACCCUGCCCAUCUGACUGGGUUGCUUCAGCCGCUCUGGGCAGCUCCAUGACUCUUGUUCCCCUUUGAAUUUUUUUCUGCCCCUACACCCGGGUUCAUGUACUCAGACGGCUUUAUAGCAUCAAAGAAUGGUAGAGUGCGAAGGGAACCCCAAGGGCCAUCUAGUCCAACCCCCCUGCAAUGCAGGAAUCAUAGCUGAAGAAUCCCUGACAGAAGGCCAUCCAACCUCUGCUUAAAAACCUCCAAGGAAGGAGAGUCUACUACCACCUUCCGAGGGAGUCUCUUCCACUGUGAAACAGCUCUCACCACCAGAAAGUUCUUCCAAAUAUUUAGUUGGGAUCGACUUUCUUGCCAUGUGAAUCCAUCGGUUCAUGUCCUAGCCUCUGGAGCAGCAAAAACGAGCUUGCUCCAUCGUCCAUGUGACAACCGUACAGAUAUUUUAGCCUUCCCCAAAGAACUCGUCCCCACCCCGACACCCCAUGUGAUGCAAAACACUGUCUUCCAGUAUGUCGAAAUUCACACUCGGCCAUGACCCACAAAAUUCCUGUUAGUGGCAGUUUUUAUUGCUGUCUCUGGCCUAGAUUGUCAGCUCUAGCGGAAACCAAAACCUGCGGUGCUUGUGGUUAAGUUUGGAGGUCAUCACAUGACGAUCUGAUCACAUACAUACAUACAUCGUUUUAUUUGUAUGCCGCCUUUCCCUAGUUCAAACCAUGCUCAAGGCGGCUUACAGCAUGAAAAAAUACAUUAUUACAGACAUAACAAUAGUAGCCAUAAACAAUAAACGUAAAAAAUACACAACGAAAUCGAACGAUUUCCACAUAAAUCAUAACAAGAUCUAAAACAAAGAGACAAAAAAUAAUGUAAAUAACAGCAACAAACUGCCCCUAAACAAUACCCCAGCCCAAGAGUCUGUUCAGCAGCCUCAGUUUUUGUAGCUGGAGUCAGUCAAGGGCCUGGUCUCACAGGGCAGGUGGGAGAUUCUACUGCUGCCUUGUUUUUGUUUUAUGUCCCUGGGUUUUUUUAGAUACUGAGUACAUCCUCAAAAUAACGAGGUAAAAAUCUUUCUAGUGAAAGCAGCACAUCCUCCAAUUCCAUUCGCAUUCAUAUUUUCAUUCACAUUCAAUAUCAAAAAUCAUCCUGCUUCUGUCCUUUUGCCUGGUAUCUCAAAUGAUAUCUGGUAUCUAAAAUGGUAUCUAUCUAACGGUAGACUGGAACGAUAAACCCCACCCCAUCGUGCUUUGCACUUCCAGAGAUACAAACAAGAGUGUCUUGGUGCAUGCUCUGGUUAUCUCUCGCUUGGACUACUGCAGUGCGCUCUACGUGAGGCUACCUUUGAAGGGGACCUGGAAACUACAACUAAUCCAGAAUGCGGCAGCCAGGCUGGUGACUGGGAGUGGCUGCCGAGACCAUAUAACACCGGUCCUGAAAGACUCCCAAUACGUUUCCAAGUACAAUUCAAAGUGUUGGUGCUGACCUUGAAAGCCCUAAAUGGCCUUGGUCCUGUAUACCUGAAGGAGCGUCUCCACCCCCAUCGUUCAGCCUGGACACUGAGGUCCAGCGCCGAGGGCCUUUUGGCAGUUCCCUUCCUGCGAGAAGUGAGCUUACAGGGAACCAGGCAGAGGGCCUUCUUGGUGGUGGCGCCUGCCCUGUGGAAUGCCCUCCCAUCAGAUGUCAAGGAAAUAAACAACUACCUGACUUUUAGAAGACAUCUGAAGGCAGCCCUGUUUAAGGAAGUUUUUAAUGUCUGAUGUUUUAUUGUAUUUUUAAUAUUUUGUUGGAAGCUACCCAGAGUGGUUGGGGAAACCCAGCCAGAUGGGCAGGGUAUAAAUAAUAAAUAAUAAUAAUUAUUAUUAUUAUUAUUAUUAUUAUUAUUAUUAUUAUUAUUAUAUUAUAAACAAACCAUCGUUUACAGGCACUAGUUAGCUCUCGUCUUCUGUCUGCUAGGCUCUGCCAGUUCUAAGGUGCGGUAGCCUUACGAGGAAGAGCAGCGGCUGCAAAAAGUACCCCCCCUGCACACGAUUGGGUUGCAGCAAACCACAGUUAGCAUGAACUAUGGUUUGCAAAACCAACUUCAGACCACAGGUGGUUGUUCUGGUUUAACAGUUAAUUGUAGGCUUGGGUUGAGCAGUUGGUACAUUUUCCUAUAUUGGGGGCGGGCAACCUCCCUCGAGGGCCACUUGCAAUGAUGGAUGGGCAGUUGGGGGCCGCAUGCCAGGGGCAGUGUCUGGAGGCUGCGGCUGGUGAUUGCAAGAGGCACAUGGAAAGUACCACUUGGGCUGCUCUGAAACCCCCCCGAGGGCCACAUGCCAGGUCUGUGUUGCUGACAUGUGCGCUGUACCAUCAUUUAAAUUUCCAAACCGUAGUUUGGUGUGAUAUAAGAAGCUGAAGUUGUCAGGCAUGAGUUUGAAUGCCGUCUUAAUUUGCUGCAGACUUGAUAUUUGGUUUUGAGUAGCUUUUGAGCCUGGCUUUUCCUUUCUGCCAAAUGGAGGUGACGGUGGCCUACCUUGCAGGGUCAUGCUGAAGGUGAUCUUAUUACAUAGCACCAAUAUAAGAUGCGUCCCUAGGCCUCUCAGCGUGCCUGCCUGCUGAGCUGAUUUAUCUGGUUAGCAAAAUGCACAUAAUGGGAAUGUCCUUUAUUAAAUGUCCCCCACUUCCGUAGAGUACUCUAUAUGUAGAAACCUAGCUCAUCAGGAUGAUUUCUGAGCACGGGUCCUCUUCCUUGAUGUGUUAGCUUUCUAGCUGCAGGGAGAGUGGGCUUUGUUUCUCUGUGUCAACUCACAAACGUGCAGAUAAAGUUUCUAAGUGGAUAGGCCCGUUGAAAUUUAGAGAGCGAGAGCGUAGCUCUUAACUUUAUAUGGAAGUUUUGGGGAGGGCAUUGUGAGACGGAAUUUAAAACUGCUUUGUUUUUCGGCAGCCUUGCAAAUCAAAGGUUCUGUGCUGUGAUCAGUUUGGUUAAUUAUUAAAACGUAAGUGCUACUAAAAACAUGUUUUCUUUCCCUCUCUCCCAACCCCAACCCCUCUCUCACACACAUGUCUAAGCAGAGUUUGCUUAUAUAUCUCCCCCUUUUAUGGGGGGGGAUCCCCAAGAGAGUGGGGUUGGUGUGAUUUUCUUACAUGGUGAAUCCUAAAAUCCCUGCAGCAUUCUUUUUAGGAGAUUUUGAGAGAAGCAAGGAAAGCUGUGCCAGAAGCUUCCUGAGAUCUAAAGUCUGCUCCUGAAGAGGCAACCCUUUUUGCAUGAUUGAAACUAGGAUGUUGAGGUACGCCAGAGAUGGAGCUCGUGCACCCUUCGUAGUUUUUUUCUGCUGCCAUUAAAGGUGCAGUAGCCCUGUAAUAUGUACUCAGAAGUAAAUUCAGUGGGGCUUGCUCCCAGAUAAGUGAGUGCUGUGUACAACUGCAGCUUUAAACUGCAGAUUAAAGUAUUUUCCCCUGAUGAGUCGGUGGGACUGACAAUGAGCAAAGUGGACAAGUGUUUGCAGACGUUCUUGCUAGCGUUGUGCCCCUGUCUCCAGGAAACAAAGCUGAACUGAUGGAGUCUCCUUCUUCAGUUGCUACAGAAAAAAAAAGCAACACAGGAGCUUUUAUCUCUGUGCCCCGUUUAUGAUUUCUGGCUGACAACUGGAAGCUGGUCUAUAGGGCUUUUUGGCUCGGUCCAACAAGGGAAUUCUUAACUUAUCUUUUACGUAAAUUCAUGCCUGCCCCCUACAUUCUUCUAGGGCUGCCAGCAAACUCCCAAGCAGCUGAUUUUUUUCUGUCUCAAGGCUAGAUAAAAUGGGUUACCGUAUAUUUUCUUUGGGGAAGUCUCUCUCUCUCUCUCUCUCUCUCUCUCUCUCUCUCUCUGUGUGUGUGUGUGUGUGUCCAAUGUUAAAUAAGCAAGGACAGGGGUCAGCAACCUAAGGCCCAUGGACCGGAAGCAGCCCACAGAGGUCAUUUAACCGGCCCAGGAGCCACCCUCAAACCAAGUUGCCCAGUCUGGCGCUGCGCUAAACUGCCGCAGCGCGGCAUGGGGACUUGUUUUCGCGGUGCCGAAAAUCAUAUCUGUGCAGACGCUGAAAAUCGUGGGCGUGCUCUCUCUCUCUCGAUCUGGCCCACGGAGGGAUCUCCGUGAGACCGAUCCGACCCAGGCAAGAUAAACCUUGCUGACCCCUAAGCAAGGACUUACUGAUAACAAAAGACUGAGAGUCCUGCUGGAUCAGACCAGUGGCCCACCUAGUCCAGCAUCCUGUUCUCCAGCAAUUGGUAUUCAGAAAUUUCAGAAGAUUUACAGUACCAACGUUGGAGGCUAAGGUUGCCACCUGUCCCUAGAAAGACGGGGUCGCCCUGUUUUGGGACAAAAGUCUGCCACUGCUUGGCCGUCUCCACCCUCUGUGGUCGAGUCUCUUCCGAUGCCAGCAUGGGCAAGAGGCUGGAGCUGGAGCUCAAGUCGCCCGUGGGCACCAGCCGUCUACCUCUGCCCCUGCCCAUCCUCGUGAGUCAAGGGGAAAAGUGGGGCCAGGGUGGCGAGGGAGGCGGGAAGGUGGAGCAUUUGGUAUUAUGAGUGUGUGUGUGCCCCCCAAUCCCCACCCUCUGACCCAUGCUGUAUUUUGCCUGACCAAAGGUGGCAGCCCUAGGAGGCAGAGAGUAAACAUCAGGACCAGUAGCCAUCAAUAGCCGUCUCCUGGGCUUGCCGAAUGGAAGGUCGGUGGUUCGAAUCCCCGUGACAGGGUGCUCUGUCUCAGCUUCUGCCAACCUAGCAGUUCGAAAGCACACCGGUGCAAGUAGAUAAAUAGGUACCACUGUGGCAGGAAGGUAAGUGGCGUUCCCAUGCGCUCUGGCUUCUGUCACGGUUUCCCGUUGCGCCAGAAGUGGUUUAGUCCUCUGGCCACAUGACCUGGAAAGCUGUCUGUGGACAAACGCCGGCUCCCUCAGCCUGAAAGCGAGAUGGUUGCCUUUGACUGGAUGUAAUCAUCCAGGGGUCCUUUACCUUUUUUACCUUUACCAUGAAUUUGUCCAAUCCUCUUUUAAAACAGUCCUUUUAAAGCUGUCACUGCCUCCUGUGGGAGUGAGUUCCAUAAGGCCUUUCUGUUAUCUGCCCUGAGUCUUCCAACAUUCAGCUUUAGCAGAUGGUCCCAAGUUCUAGUAUUAUGAGAGGGAACCAAGUUUUCCUUUAACAUGUCAUUAUCCUCACAUUUGCUUAUUUACAGCAUUUCCAGUCAGAAAGGCUUCCAGCGUGACUUGCAUACAAUCAGUCAAGACAAGACAGGCUUUCAAUCUACAUAUAGAAAUAAAUAAACAAACAAACGGCAUAAGAGGAAACAGGGAUAGGGAGGGAAGAGGAGAAAAUCAAACUUGGGCACUUAAUAAAUAGUUGUUCUUAUUUUGUUCUUAUUUAUUACAUUUGUAUACUGCCCUUCAUCCAAAGAUCCCAGGACAGUUCCCAAUAUAAAAAUACAAAAUGAAAGCACAGAAUACAUAAUAAACAAAAUUAAAAUCAAUAACUCCCCUCCCAUAGACACAUAGAAAAGGCCAGAGAAACAUUUUCGCCUGGCACCUAAAGAGAUGUAAUGAAGGCACCAGGUGAGCCUCCCUGGGGAGAGCAUUCCACAAAUGGGGAGCCACUGCAGAAAAGGCCCCGUUCUCUUGUUGCCACCCUCUGGACCUCUCACAGAGGAAGAAGGGGCUCAGAUGAUGAUCACAGGGUCCAGGUCAGUUUAUAUGGAGAGAGGCGGCCCUUGAGGUAUUGUGGUCCUGAGCUGUUUAAGGCUUUAUAAGUCAAAACACUUUGAACUGGACCCAGAAACUUAUUGGCAGCCAGUGCAGUCAGGCCACGAUUGGCAUUAUGUGCUCAAACAGUCUUGCCCCGGUGAGCAACUUGGCUGCUGAAUUCUGCACCAGCUGAUACUUCCAAACCAUCUUCAGAGGCCGCCUCACAUAUAACAUGUUACAGUAAUCUAAUUUAGAGGUUACCAGAGCAUAGACAACAGAAGUUAGGCUAUCCUUGUCCUGACCACUUGGCACAUUUUUGAGAGUUAGUGGUGGUGUCCUUUCUUGAAUUUCACAACAAUCACCUAGGCAAAAGAGAACAAGGAAAUGGCAACAACUGAGCAAACAGAGAACCAAAAAGAGAACAGAUGUUUCAGGUUGGAUUCCUUUUACAUGAUGACCAGUGAUUACUUCACUAUUUCCUGAGCUGGGAAGAAAACAUCAUUCAUUCACUUCUCUCUGUGUGUCCUCUCUGAUGUCUUUGUGCUCCACAGAUUGUGCCCAAUCAUGACCAAUCACUGGUCUUGUCAUUCUGGGGUUUUCUUAAAAAUGAAACUAAAUCCAGAUUGCUUUGCAAACCUGCCUUUUUAAGAGCUCCCUUAAAGAAUGCAAAACAUAUCUCCUGAUGCAUAAUUCAUGGAAGUAGUAACUUUCCUCAAACGCUGGUUUUUGUUUUAUUUUAUUGUUCCUUGCGUGCAGUGUGAAAUACCUGUUCUUUUAGAUUCAUGGUGCUCUAUCAAGGUCCUGAAGUUCUACUGGUCAGCUUCGUUUGCUGGUCUCACUAGGGUGAGAAGUGGCAAGCAGGUGUUUAUUUAUUUACAAAAGUAUUUCUGUACCACCCUCUAACAAAAUAUUAGAACAGCUUGCAGCAAUAUCAGUGUGUGUUUUUAAAGCAUUACGAGCAGCACAAAACAACCAUUAAAAUGACUAGCUACUCACUGUUUUUAAAAAAUAAAAUUUCACAGGGCUGUUGUCAUUAAAAAAAAAUGUUUCAAGAGACACCUGAAAGUCAAAAGUGAGGAUGUGCCCUAGCUAGCUGCUAUUGGCUUAGCUGCUGUGAUGUCAGAGAGAGACAAGGCAGCUCCUGGGAGAUCAUAAGAGUCUUCGUUCUGAAGGUUUUUAUGGGUCUGUUUUCUUUGGUCUGCAUCCAAUAAUGAAUAAAACAGAGGCCUUUGUGGUGGUCUUGAAAGCUGAUCUCCAUUUUUCGGCAUCUCAUCUGUGGGUCCCCCCUCGCAGCCUUGAGGGAGAGGUUGUGUGGGGCACUGUGUGCUUAUGGAUCAAUUUGCAAAUAGGCUGUCAAAAUCCUACUCUGUGAGUUUCUUGGGAGGGGAAAAAAUCAAGAAGGCCUUGAGGAAUUCUAAAACUCCCAGCUAUUCCUGACUCCUUGCGAACCAGUCUUAAUACCUUGUAAUGAAUCGUUGGCUUUUGUGAGAGUUUCUUUCCCUCUCCUCGCACCAAAAAACACCCCCCAGACCCGCAAGCAAUUAUGCAUCAAAGGUUAUAAAAUGUUUACCAGGUUCCUGCGGGCAGAGACCACCACUCCCUUCCAGCUUUUCAUUCUGUAAGCCAUAAGGGGGCAAUUAAUUUUGUCAAAAGUCCAGCUGUGUUUGCAGAGGGUCUCGGUGUUAAUUCGUGUGGUGGUCUCGAGGGCAUUUCCAGAGCUUGGGGAGGAGCAAAUUUUUUUAAUUAGCUGAGGUUCUUUUUAAUGAAUGUUGCAUAUUGAGUGGAUGGCUGCGGGAGGGGGGGGCAGAUUUUUAAUUAGCCAAGUCUUUUUUAAUGAUUGUUGCAUAUUGGCUAAACACCCCCGUCCCCAGAAGCGUUGCUGCUUAAUAUAAUUGGACAUUUUUUAAAAAGCUGUCAGCUUAGAUAUUGAAUAUAUUAAACGCUGUCGGCUUCAAUGAUUAAUAUACAAAAUUAUAUUUUCCCUAUUUGCUUAGGGCUUCUUAAAGAGAAUUACCGUAGUGAUAAUGGCAUUGCGACAUGUUACUGGUUCAGGAAAUUGACAAAUCUCCAGUGGCAUUUCACUGGCCUUUGUAUAUAUCUUAUAUAUGUGGUCUGUUGUUGUUUUUCCAUUACUUUGACAGAUGAUGUUUUACUCCACUUUUCAAUCAAGAUUGGCUCUCGCCGAAUCUUACACUGGACCAGAAACUUUCAAGGAUUUUAUUAUUUGCAUGUACAUUAUUUUAAUAUGCCAAGACAUUGGGCUGUAUCCAAUUUAGGUGGAUAUAACUAAGCUCUACUCAAAAGUAGACCCAUUGAAGUUAAUCAACCUAAGUAAGACUAACGUGGGAGACAGCUGAAUAUCUUAAGCAUGUUGUGGUAGAGGCUUGGUAGGGAGGGACGGGUCCUUCUCACAUGCUCAGAGGCACUUCUAAGAAUAUUAAGGAUUAUUUUGCUGGACCGCACCAAAAAUCCAGCAUCCUGUUUUGUGACUGCAGCUAACCAAAUGCCUCUGAAGAGCUCACAAAUGGGGGGGGGAAGGGCCUAUGCCCAUAACAUCUGGCAUUCAGAGGUAUACUGCACCUGUCAAUGGAGGUUUUGUUGGGCUCAUAGCUGGUGAAAGAUUUGUUUAUCUAUUAUUACAUUUUAUUUAUGUGUCCGUUAAAACAUGUUAAAUGUUAUUGCAUCCAGACACAUAGAUGCUGACAUGUUUCAAUCCUUUUCAAUUAUUUGUAGCUGCUUUUCAUUGUCUUUACCUGUUUCUUUAUUGAUGGUUUUAAUAUGUCUUUGUAACCUGCUUAGAGGUUUUGCUGCGCCAUCAAGUGCCGUAUAUAAAUUUUGUUCAAUGAAAGAAACAAAUUGAAUGAAUUUCUAUCCCACUGUUCCUGCAAGGAGCUCAGGAAAGGCAUGUGUGGUUUUCUCCACCUGCUCCCCUCCUUAUUUUAUAAAGCUCACAACAACCAUGUGAGGUUGGUUAUGCUAUGACAGGCAGCAAGCUGCCCAGGAUCACUCAGUGAACGUCCUAUGGCCAAGUGGGGGAUUUGAACCCCAGUCUCCCAGGUCCUAGUCCAGAACUCUUAACCACUACACCAACCCUGGGUCUCUCCAUCUGUCCCCCAUAAAACAAAUUUUAGAAAGCCAUUCAAGCUGGUUUAAUCAGCUUGGGGGUACUUUUGUGUUGCUUUUGCACCACAGGGGCUUUCCCCCAGGAUUGUCUUAAACCCUAGGCUGAAUCCUAUAGGAAGGAAGCUGUGGAAAACGGAUACUUGGCGCAAAUUUCUGGACUGGGAUGUUUGCCCAAUUGUGUCAGUAACAACAAAUCUACAUUCUCUUGUCAUCGCAGGUCAGAAAGGACACAUUGCUCCUAAAACACAAACACCCUUGUACGUUUUCUGCUUCCGGUUUCUCAAUUAUUUCUUAGCAAUUUUAUUUAAUGCUGCUUCAUACCAGGAAGAAGGAAAUGGGUUAUGAGUGCAUUCGGCGCUGCUUUCAAACAUUGCAAAAUCACUGAGAAAACAGGUCUUGUUUAGAACUUGCAUAGAGCCCCAAAUGAAAUACAAUUAGUUUAUUAAAGUGUAUGGUAGCUGCUCUUCAGCUGUGGCUCUCAGAGCGGCUGGUUUUCAAACAGCUUAUUUCUCAAAUGUUUUGGCUCCUGAACACCGCAAACCUGGAAGUGACUGUUCCGGUUUGCGAACUCUUUUUGGAAGCUGAACGUCCGACUGGGCUCCUCGGCUUCCGAUUGGCUGCAGGACCUCCCUGCAGCCAAUCAGAAGCCGCGCUUUGGUUUCCGAAUGUUUUGGAAGUCGGACUUUGGAACGGAUUCCGUUCGACUUCCAAGGUAUGACUGUAGUUCCUUAAAGCUGUGGUGGGGCAUCUGUGGCUCUGCAGGUGUUGCCUCAGAUGAAACCCAACCAGAGGAGGUCACCUACCUGCAUUUCCUCAAAUCCUUCCCUUUAUUACCUUCCGGUAGCUCUUUUUUCUCUCUUCACCCCCACUUCCCAGCCACUGCUGAAAUUCCCAUUGUGAUCCCUUAUCUGCCUUUGAACCCUGGGAAGGCGGAGGCGCCUUUUGGGGUGUAGCUUCCCAUGUUUAGGAAAUUGGCAAGUUACCUGUUCUGGAUGGGGUUGUAUUCCCUCUGAAGGAGCAGGUGCAUAGCCUGAGGGUACUCCUGAAUACAUCACUGCCACUAAAGGCCCAAGUGUGUGGCUAAGUUGCCUUUUACCAGCUUCAUCUGGUUCACCAACUACAGCUGUUCCUAGAUGGGACAGCCUGUUGGGUUUUCUUAAUACUGAGGUGGUCAAUGGUGCUACUCAGAGGUGUGUGUUUGUAAUUAUACCCAGAAACACCUACUGUGAUAGUGCCAAUACCUGAGAUGAUGGAGCAUCCUGGAUUUCCUGGUUUGUGUAUUUUGGAUAGAAGAUAGAAGGCCCCUGGUCGAGGGUCUGUCGGUGUGUUUGAGAGGAUGUGUUCUUGGAUGUGGGGGGUAGGGUAGCUCUUUAACAAUCUUAUUCAGUUCUUUUUUGUAUUCCUGUGUGAGGUCUGAGUCCAGUGUUUUUGUAAAAGGUGGUACUGGAGAGUUGCCUGUGAGCCUCCUGGAUGUAAUCAGUUUUGUUCAUGAUGACAACAGCUCCACCCUUGUCUGCCUCUUAAAUUAUAAUGUCUGGGUUGUUCCUGAGAUUGUCUAAGGCCCUCCUUUCAGCAUGGCUUAGAUUUUGUUGUAAGCGAUGGUGUUUUAUAACCUGCAUGGCAAGAAUCCGUGAUCAGGGAGAAGAGUCGGUGGAGGAAGAUUGGAAGAAAUUCAAAGACUAUCUGCAGAAACAUUGCAAAAUUAAAGAAUGUUAGAGUGAUGUUGGAUUGAAAAUAAGUGGCUUCCAGCUGUACAGGAUUUAAAGUUAUAUAUAGAUCAAGAUUAAGGAUUAGGAUUAAAAAGUUAAAGGAAAUGGAAAUUUGGUUUUUAAAAGGUAAAAUUUAAUGUUAUAUUAUAUUAAGAUUAAAGAUUGGGAUUAAAAAGAGGGAAAGAAAUUGCUGGACAAACAAUUUGAACUGGAAUACAAAAGAGGGAGGUAUGAGGAGGUCCAGAAAAUAAGUAAAUUUAAAAAUGGAGAUGAAAAGGUGGUAUUGUUUUUAAUUGUUUUCUUUUUUGUCUUAUGUUGUUGUUGUUGUUUUUUGGAUUAUGUAUUGUGUAUUUUUGAAUUGUGUAUUUCUUUUUUAUUUUUAAUUUUUUAUUGAUGUGUUCUUUUUAUUGGAAACCUUAAUAAAUAUCAUUAAUAUAUACAUAUAUAUAUAUAACCUGCAUGGCAGCACACCUGUGAGCUCUUGACAAUACAGCACACCUGAGGUAUCUUAACAAUUUAACUAAUUAGCAGAGGGAGUUUACCUGCUGCACCGAAUGCAGCGAUGUGAUAGGGUAAUUGAUUAUUUUGAAAACUGUAUUUAAGCUGACCAAAUGCUUCGUAUGGUGCUGGCUGGUGUAGAGUGGUGAGUUGCAGCUGUUUGAUUAUUGUUUAAAAAUAAAAGAUAAGCAAAGAUAUUUCAGGCAAGUUUUUAUUCCAUCGCCCCAGUCGCUGCGCAAACUCGGUUGGCAAACAUAGCCUGACCACUGUCGUCUGUGCACUGGUGACUUUGGGGCUAGAUUACUACAAUGCGCUCUGUGUGGGGCUGCCCUUGGGUCUGGUUCACAACACUGCUUCGAGAUUGCUGACAGGAGCUUUUCGUUGAGAGUUUGGGAUGCCUUUGUUAAAGCACUGGCUGCCCAUCUACUACCAAGCCAGGUUCAAGAUUCUUCCAGUAAUUUGCAAAGCUCUGAACAACUUAGGUCCACAAUAACUCAAAGAUUGCCUGAACCCUCAUAUGCUGGCUUGGUCACUAAGAUCGUCUGCGGGAGCGUCGCUGUCAUUCCGCAAGUUGGUGAGGCUCAUUUCUCAACAAUGAGUAACCGAGCCUUUAGUACCAUUGGCCCAGCCCUGUGGAACUCUCUGCCACUGGAGAUUCAGCCAGGUGCGCUUUCUGUGCCAGCUUUCCAUCGCCUGCUGAAAACCUUUCUGUUCUGCCAAGCUGAUGUAGGCAAUUGAGUGCUUCCCCCACAAUGUUCUACUGAUUUCAGCUUUUAACUCUUUUGCUCUUAACUUGUUUUUAACUUUUUAUGGUUUUAUUUUAUACUGCUGUAAACUGUUGGGAUAAAUUCCUAUGGCACAGCGCUAUCUACAUAUUUUGGGAGAUUAAUAAUCAGGCUACAUUAUUUUCUCCUUUCCACUUGCAGGCUAUCAUCCUGGUACACUGGCUGCUGACGACAUGGUAAGUUAGUAAUACUGCGUUUAAUUACGAUAAUCUGUUGAUUAAUUCAUUUGUGGCACACCCUCGCUAGUGAGGGGUGCCUGUCUCCGUCCCUAUUAAUUUUCAGGAAGAAUUUGAAAAUGCUCCUUUGCUGGCUGGAGAAUACUGUUGUUUUUACGUGCUUUUGGAAUGAUUCAAUCAUGCUGUCAAUGGCUCCUAGCCAGGGUGGCUUUGCUCUGCCUCCACAGUUGGAGGGUAGCAAUGCUUCUGAAUACCAGUUGCUGGAAAGGGCAGGAGGCAGGAGCCGCUCUUGUGUUCGAAUCCUGAUUCUGGGUUUCCCGUUGAGGCAUCCGGUUGGCCAUUGUGUAAACAGGAUGCUGGAUUAGAUGGGCCAUUGGCCGGAUCCAGCAGGCUCUUCUUACAUUCUUUUAUUUUCUUUCUUUUGCUCUUCAUCUUUUUCUGCCCUGGACAGGGGCUGCAUGGCAAAUUGGUUGCCAAUUUCCUACCCGUGGGGUAACUUCACCAUUCUUGCCCUGGGCGUCUGGGCAGUGGCCCAAAGGGAUUCUAUUGAUGCAAUCCUCAUGGUAAGUUGUUGUUGUUGUUUAAAAAACCACACCCGAAUCACCGUGUUACGAAUACAUUUGCCUGAUGAAAAAGGAUUUUGGUGGAUUUGUUGAUUACAAGGUGGUUGUCCCUAGUUUUAACAUGCCUAUGAGAGAUGGGCUGGUCACCAUGGUACAAUUAGGACCUGUAAAAAAGCCUUGCUGCCUGUAAUCUUUUUAUUCAGGCUGCCUGCCAGUCCGCUGUACCCUCGUUUCAGGAGACUCCAUUCCGCUCCUUCCAGUUUCACAUCUCCCAUCAGAAGGGGUGAAUCAGGAAUAAUACCCCCCCCCCUUUACAGCAAAAGGGCUCUGGAGGUGCGGCCUGUUCCCAAGUGCCCUGGCUUUGCAGUGCUUGGAAAUGUUGCACAAGGGGAUUUUGAUACACGGAUUGUGCUUCUGCAAAUCGUUGAACAUCUCCAUGCCUGCUGAUGGCCUUCUUGUGCAUGCACGAUUGUUUUUUGGCACUCAAGAGAAUGAGCCCGCUAUCAGUAUACAGUCAUACCUUGGGUUACAGCCGCUUCAGGUCGCCUUUUUUUGUGUUACGCACCCUCCAAAACCUGGAAGUACCGGAACGGGUUACUUCCGGGUUUUGGCAGUUGCAGAAGCGCCAAAUCGCAACCUGCACGUGCGCAGACGUGCCACUGCGGGUUGCGAACAUGCAUCCCACACGGAUCACGUUCACAACCCGAGCGUCCACUGUAUACCGGAGAUGGGAAGCCGGUUGUCCUCUAGUUGUUGUUGAACCACAAACCGCCACUAUCCCUGGCUGUUGAACCAUGUCAGCUGGGGCUGAUGAGAGUCAAAGGACAUCUGGAGAACUGCAGGUUCCCUGGCUUAUAGGCUAUAUCAGUUGGUCCCCCGUCCCUGAAAUAGACCCUUACUUGCCUUUACUACCCCCGGCGACCUCCAUCACAAGAAUGCCUUUUGUUCAUGGAGAGCUGGGCAACCUGUGGCCCCCUCUCUGUGGCUGAACUCUGCUUCCCAUCAUCCCGGACAGUUGGCCGUGCUGGCUGGGACUGGUAGUACAGAAAGGCAACCCUUGUUUGCCUUCACUGCCCCCUGUGACCUCCAUCUUUGUUCAUGGAGAGUUGGGCAACCUGUGGUCUCUGUCCAUGGUUGAACUCAUGCUUCCCAUCAUCCCUGACGGUCGGCCAUGCUGGCUGGGAUUGAUGGGAGUUGCUUGCCUUCACUGCCCCCAUCUGCCUCCAUCGCAACCGGAGAGGCCACAGACGAUCCCCGUCCUUGGCUUUAUAGGCUAUAGUUGAAUGCAGAGAAGGAUGAGCGGUGUCUUGUACCCCUUUCUCUCCUUCCAGUUCCUCACUGGACUUCUGCUGACGAUCCUGACGGACAUAAUCCACUUCAGCCUGUAUUACCCUCAGUCGUCUUCGCUGCCUGACACCACCCGCUUCAGCGCCGGCAUGGCCAUCUUCAGCCUCCUCCUCAAGCCCUUGUCUUGCUUCUUUGCCUACCAGAUGUACCGGGAACGUGGAGGAGAGUAUGCCUUCAACCUAGGUAGGCGGCCAUCGCUCAGUUGGCGGCCUGGUUUUGGUCCUCUGUGGACGGUCCCGGCCGUCAUGUUCUCUCCCAUGUGGCCCACCAUGUUCUUUGGCCCUGCCGAUCUUAGCCAAACUUCCGCCCCUUCUUUUUUCUCUCUUGUCAGCUUCCCGUUCAUCUUCCUUCUUAAGUCGUGCAUCCUUUUCUCCCUCUGUUUGAUUUCUUUUCCCUUGCAGACUGGGAGGCUUCAUCGGAGCGAUAUUCUGCCCAGGAUGGUAUUGACUCCACUGCUUUAUCCCUCAUUUGCCAUUACUGAAAUGUCUUUCUCUUUUGUUUAUCAAGUUUUUCAUGCCUUUGUAUGCAUCUCUGCUCAUUUGGAGAUAAGCAUUAGCCUCCAUUUUCCUCUCGGAAGCUUUUAAAAACACUUUUUAAUGAAGGUCAACAAAUGUGAGGAGAGAAGGUCUCUGAGAGCAAGAUGGCCGCCCUUGAGGCAAUAGAGGCCUUUUGACAUGAGGAAUUUGUCUGAGAGCAAGAUGGCCGCCGUUAAGGCAAUAGAGGCCUUUUGACAUGAAGAAUAUCUUGGAGAGCAAAAUUGCCGCCCAUAAGGCAGUAGAGGCCUUUUGAUAAGAAGAGUAGCUUUGAGAGCAAGAUGGCUGCCCUUAAGGCAGUAGAGGCCUUUUGACAUGAAUGUCUUGGAGAGCAAGAUGGCCGCCCAUAAGACAGUAGAGGCCUUUUGACAUGAAGAAUUUGUCUGAGAGCAAGAUGGCUGCCCUUAAGGCAGUAGAGGCCUUUUGAUAGGAAGAAUAGCUCUGAGAGCAAGAUGGCCGCCCUUAAGGCACUAGAGGUCUGUUGGUAGGAAGAAUUGCUCUGUAAAAUAGGCCCUUUGAUAUGAGGGUGUGUAGCCUUGGCAACAGAAGUGUAAGCCCAUGUGGUGUUUUCUAGAUGUUGGACUACAACUCCCAUCAUCCCUUGACCUCUGGCCAUGCUGGCUGGGGCUGAUGGGAUUUGGGAGUCCCGACAUCACCUGUCAGCUACUCCUAGUGUAGAAACUGUCAUGGCUUUUGAGGUUCUUAAUUUUUUUUUAGACUUCUUUGAUUCCCUUUAGCAAGCUACGAUUCCAAGAGGGAAGCCAUAUAUCUCUCCAGAAUCAGCUUAGGGCCGAGGUUCUUGCAACAAUGGCUGUUUUUACUUGCACUGGUUGGAUUCAGGUAUCCACCAGCUGCGAUGAGAGAAUUAAGCUUCAAUGAUCACAGUAUUCAGCGGAGAAGGGAAUAAAAUCCUGUCAACUUGCUCUGUGCAGCCUUUUUAUUUAUGUCCUUGUCCCCUGGUGCAAAUCCGUGACACCCUCCUUUUCAGAAAGGUGCCCUCCAUAUCUGUAUUCUGCAAAAAAGAGGAAUUUAUUUAAAACAGAUGUGGGGUACCUUUAGCUCUUUGGUUUCCUGCUCCUGAUUUGUAAGAACAUUUUGGGGAUCUGUAAGGACUGGUUCACCUUUUAUGGUGGAAUUUCUCUGUUGUGUUUUUUGGGGUUUUGGUUUUUUUUUAAUGGGGGGGCCUUUUGGGACUCAAAUAAAGGUGUUGGUCCUAUAGACCAGAGCACAUUGUCUCUUCAAAGAAGCAAGGAGUGUUGAUGGCAGCUUAUUAGUGCCAAUUCAUCCUUUUCAACCAUCAUUUUGGUGAUAUCCGUGUCCUUUCUGAGACAUAUUUGAACCCUUCUGCUUCUGGGCCUGUUUUGCAAACUGCAGGGAAUGAGGUCAGUGGGUGUAUUAGGAGGAAACACAAGUCUUAACCACAAAGACCGCCUGAAAUAAUCAUACACACAUAUAUAAUAUCAAACUAAAGUCAGAGGUACACCACAAAUUCUAAACACAUCCAUCGCACACUGGUGAGAGCCAGUGUAGUGCAGUGGUUAUUGUAUUAUGAAAAUCUUUAAUAAAAACUACUGUUUUUUAAGAAAAUAAUGAGUUUAACGAUUAAAUGAGGGUGGGGAGGUGAACCAUGUGUGGCACCUUGACUUCCUCUUAGGUAAAUGUGGCAUAUAAAUGCAAUGAAAUAAGCACACAAAUCUCCCCAGAGAAUCCUGGGAACUGUAGUUUUCCCCCUCACAGAACUAUAGUUUCCAGCACCCUUAAACUACAGUUCCCAGGAUUCUUUGGGUGGAAGUCAUGUGCUUUGAAUAUCUGGUGCGGAUCUCUACUUAGUUCUACUAAGACGACACAAAUUCAUAUUAAUGGGCCUAAGUUGAAUUCUUGGCCGCAACCCAUCUCAUGUAAAAAUGAGUUCUUGUAUUUGGACAGCAUGCUUUCUCUAUAUAUCUCCUGAGGAAGGCUCGGUGAUCCUAUGUACAUUUACCUGAAUGUAAGCUGAACUCAGUGGUGCUUACUUCUGAGCAAAAUGCAUGGGCUGGCAAUUUGUCUACUCACAAACCAGUUCCUUUGUGUUCAGUGGACCCUACUCCCACUGAAUUGCUGAGUUCAGACUCCUCCAUCUCUUGCCAUGCAACUCUUUAGUAAUAAUAAUAAUAAUAAUAAUGAUAAUAAUAAUAAUAAUAAUAGUGAAUCUCCAAAGUGUGCUUCUGAGAGAUUUUAAUUUAAUGUGAAGUGAGUUCUGACGGGUUUGGACCAAGUCACUAUCGUGGGAUGAAUCCUUUCCCCAACACUAAACCAGAUGGGGGUUUGGGGGGGGGGCUGCAUUCAAUGCCAUUUUGUUUGUCAACAGCACCUGAUAUCCAGGGAUAGAUUGCCUCUGAACAUGGAGGCCCAACUUUCAUUGACCAGAAUAACUUAAUUUUCUUUGGAAUGAUUUAAGUCCUAAGAAACACUGAUAUUUGACACAUUUAAACAAAGCAACACUUGAAUUGAAACCUAACAAAAACAGAAAUCUUAUUAAAGGCCUACCUAAUCCAGUGUCCUGUUGCUAUCAACGACUAGAAAUCACACAAGUGGGGCAUAUGUCUGUAAUGGCGUCUCUCCCCCCCCCCCCCAUUUGAGGGGUGGUGAACACCUGCCCCUCAUGGUUGCUGGACUACACAUGAACUACAACUCCCAUCAUCCCUGCCUGGGGGUUAAUGGAGGCUGGAGGGCUACAGAUUCUUCCUCAGGCCCAAAGACCAUCACUUGCCUUUACUUCCCCCUAGCUGCCUCUGUUGUAACUCUAUUACUGCCAUGUGCCUUUAUUGGCCCAGGCUGCCUCCAUCACAACUCUGCUCUCUUUUAAUGGAUGAGAAACCUGCAUCCCUCUAGAUUUUGCUGGAUUCCAGCAUCAUUCUUGCUGAUGGGAGUUGGAAGUUCAGCAACAUUCAGAAGGUCACAGGUGCCUGCCCCUGUUCUAAAAGAUGACCUUUAGAGGUAGACUGUCUCUGGUUUGGGAGGCUCAGUUUAGCUUUGGUGGUCAACAGCUCCAUCAUAUAUAGACCCUAGGGACGAGGGUGGUGCUGUGGUCUCAGCCAUUGAGCCUUUAGGGCUUGCCAGUCAGAAGGUCAGUGGUUUGAAUCCCCAUGGUGGGGUGAGCUCCCGUUGCUCUGUCCCAGCUCCUGCCAACCUAGCAGUUCGAAAGCAUGCCAGUGCAAGUAGAGAAAUACCAUAUGUUUUGCUCUAUAAGACACACUUUUCCCCUCCUAAAAAGUAUGGGGAAAUGUGUCUUCAUCUUAUGGAGCGAAUGCUAUCGCUGAAGCCAGAAGAGCAAGAGGGAUCGGUGUGCAGCGAUCCCUCUUGCUCUUCUGGCUUCAGGGAUAGCCACGCAAAGCCUCUUGAGCGCAGUGGGAGCGUUCUUCGCUCAAGAGGCUUUGCAUUGCUUUCUUGUUUCUUGUUUUCCUCCUCUGAAAACUGGGUGCGUCUUAUGGUUGGGUGCGUCUUAUAGAGCGAAAAAUACGGUAGGUGCUGCUGUGGCAGGAAGGUAAACGGCAUUUCCGUGCACUCUGGUUUCCGUCACGGUGUCCUGUCCGGUUUAGUCAUGCUGGCCACAUGACCCGAAAAGCUGUCUGUGGACAAAUGCCGGCUCCCUCGGCCUGAAAGCAAGAUGAGCACCUCACCCCAUAGUCGCCUUUGACUGGACUUAACCAUCAUGGGGGCCUUGAUCUUUUACCUUUCCAUAGAUAGACCCAAGCUCCCGCAGUUUACCAAACUAUUUUUAAAGUCAGCAAAGACUGGGCCAAUGGAAUCUAGGGUGUUUGCAUAAAGAAGGUACCGUAGAGUAUGUGCAGAGUGCUUCCCCACCUAGUCGCUCACAGCAACCAAUAGUGCCACCUGAGAGGCAAGGUUUCCUGGACACAAAGCACCUAUCCCUCAUUUUGGAAAUUGAUCACUAGCAAUGGACAACGGAGUGCAAUGGCUAAGGGAACUUGUGACUCUGCAAACAUGGUUGGACUGCCAACUCCCAUCAGCCAGCAUGGCCAAUAGGGACAAGGAUGGGAUUUGUUGUCCAUCAACCAGGCUGCCUGGCCAUGCAUUUAAAAAAAAAAAAAAAGGCGGAACUGAGAAGGAAGCAGGGGCAGUAAAGGCAAGUGAUGGUCUGGUUCAUUGAUGGGGAACCUGCAGCAUUUGAGAUGAGGUUCCACUUCCCAUCAGCUGCAGCUGCCAUGGUCAGUGGUCCCUAGGGGCAGUGAAGACAAGAGAUAGUCUAGGUUCAGAGAUGGAGGAACAGUAGCCCUCCAGCCAACAUGGUCAACGGCCAGAGCUGUGAUGCAAGGUAUAAAAGGUAAAGGGACCCCUGACCAUUAGGUCCAGUCGUGACCGACUCUGGGGUUGCGGCGCUCAUCUCGCUUUAUUGGGCGUACAGCUUCCAGGUCAUGUGGCCAGCAUGACUAAGCCGCUUCUGGCGAACCAGAGCAGCACACGGAAACGCCGUUUACCUAUUUAUCUACUUGCACUUUGAGGUGCUUUUGAACUGCUAGGUUGGCAGGAGCAGGGACUGACCAAUGGGAGCUCGCCCCGUCACGGGGAUUCAAACCACCAACCUUCUGAGGCUCUGUGGUUUAACCCGCAGCGCCACCCGCGUCCCAUUGAUGCAAGGUAUAGGGGGCUGUAAAGGCAAGUGAUAGUCUAAUUCAUGGCUCGGAAACUUACAGCUAGCUCUCCAGUUGCAGCUCAUCCCAGCACUUAGAUUCUUGCUGGGAACACCUUGAACCCUGGGUGCUGCAUCCGAAGGCUAAAAGCUGUUGCUUUCCCCUUUCCUUCUGUGCAGGUGUCCUCAACGUUGGGCAGGACCGCAGCUCGUACCAGCCCAUCGACCACCCGGAGCCGCCGCGCCCCUACCCAGACGUGGCUACCAAGGCCUCCCCACCUCCCCCUUAUUGAGGCGUCCCCUGAACCGUCCGAAGAACACUGGGCCCUUUCUUUGCUGCGCUGGGGAACAAAACUGUCUUUGCCACUUACCCCCAACCCCACUUCUUCCUCCCCACCAGAGGAAGCGUGGUUUCUAAACACCAGUCAAGGAGGGGAGGGAAAAAACUUUGGCGACAAAGCAACCUGUGGCUGCUCGUUCCUCCCGAACGACUUGAGGGUUUUCUCAUCGUUUCUGCCGCAAAUCCAGAGCACACCUUGGACAACGAUGUUUUAAAGUCUUUCCCCCGAUCCCAGAAAUGUCAUAUGUACAACCCUUUGCAAUUUUCUUCUGCGAUAGCAAAGUUCUCUGUAUUUUUUUCCAGCCACAUUGAUGCUGAUCGAUUGAGCCUCUCAGGGUACCCUGGGAAGAGUAGCCCCCCCCCAUAAAAUAGUCCCCCCCUCACUAAGAGACUCAGCAAGAGAGUUCUUACCUGGAGGAUUUGUCUGCUUACAGGAGCCAGCUGACUGAUUAUUUCCAAAGAGCAAUCCAUGCCCUCGCCCAUUGUUGCAACUGUGCCAUUUUUCUGCCAAUGAUUUGCUGCAGGAACGCACCUUCUGAUGACUGCUGUAGGUGUGCUGAUCGUUUUUCUCUCUCAAAAACACUUUUGUGCCUUAGAGAAAACACACAACCAUCCUUUCUUCCCGUGAUCUUUGUUUGUAUGAUUGUUUUCCUGAAGAAAAUUAAAGAACCUUUUUAAUAAAACAUUCCAGUCUUGAGUUUGAUAA